This is a messenger RNA of Megalobrama amblycephala (Wuchang bream), 2190 nucleotides long. RefSeq names its product calcium homeostasis modulator protein 5-like. Lineage: Eukaryota; Metazoa; Chordata; Actinopteri; Cypriniformes; Xenocyprididae. The record is from RefSeq and is a predicted model, not a curated record. The transcript is spliced from 2 exons. Bases 146 to 1093 code for a protein of 315 amino acids. Gene Ontology annotation, molecular function: monoatomic cation channel activity.
AUGAGCUGUGGUGAAUGCCAGGAACAGAAAAGGAGGAGAUAAAGGAGGGUGUGGAAAACAAAGUGAAAAAGAAAUAAAAGAGAGCGAGAAAAGGGAGUGCUACAGCAGAAUCCAUCUCUUUCAGUUUACCAACUUAUAUGCAGCCAUGUCUGUACCAGCUAUGGAUUCUUUUAAGACUGUCCUAAGGUUCCUUACGAAUCAGAAGAGCACUAUUGGCUACAGCUUCAUGGCUAUUUUGACAAUAGGUAGUGAAAGAAUCUUCUCCAUGGUGUCUUUUCAGUGUCCGUGCAACCGAGAACAGAAUUUUGCCUAUGGAUUAACUUUCCUGCUCGGCCCUGCUGUCGUUUUGUUGGCGAUUGGUCUCUUUGUUAGUACACGUCUUUGGCGGCUAUAUACUGGGUGUUGUCUUAACCCUCUCAAACUAUGCCCUAGGGGUAACUUUGUGGGAUGCUUGUCAGUGUUUGUAAAAGUGCUAUCUGGAGCCUGCAUUGCCCCUAUUAUGUGGCUUACUGUAGCACUGUUAAAUGGAACUUUUUAUGAGUGUGCUAUCAGUGGCCUGGAUGAAAAUGCGGUGGUGAAAAUUUUCUGCCAAAACAAGACACCCGCGUGCCGGGAAGAACUGCACCGAGUGCCCUGCAUUAAGUCCCUGUUGCCUUCAAAUGAAAAUACGGAACUGCUGUUGAUGUUGCGAGCCCAGUCACAGAUACUCGGCUGGUCCAUUGUUAUCAUAUCAGCAAUAGUAGCGCUGAUCGGGACUUGCUUUAAGAACUGCCGCUCUCAAGUUAGCUACCUUCAGUUAACUUUCCAGAAAAUCUACAUGGAGAAGGAAAGGGAAAAAUUUGAGAGUUUUGCAGAAGACUAUGCCACCAAACUAGCAGAGAGAAACCUCAAGAGUUUCUUUGACAACAAAUGUCCUGAACCAUUUCCCUUCCCAAAUCACAAGGCCUGGGAGGAGAUCUCUGCUGUAUACACAUUUAGACAAAGCGAACAAUACUACAGCACGCUGCAGAGAUAUGUGGAGCGCACAGAUCGGGACUACAGCCCUGAGAAGCGUCCUGUUCUAGAGGGGGAAGACGGCAUAGAGAUGGCUUAGAAGCACAAAGCUGCAUGAACUGGUUACUGAAAAGCCUAGAAUAUGAUCUUGAAGAUGAAAAACUACUGUGAAUCUAGGCAGAAUUAGAUUUUUGUUUGGUAGCUACAACCUGUAUUGAAAAUAAACUAACUGGAAGGUUUUUUGGAAGGUUUGAGUUGUCCACUGAGGAUGUGGUCAUGGCGCAAUUCAAAUUGCAAAUGUUUUGUAAUGAUCAAACUCAGGUCUCAGGCCAUAGAGAUACUGGCAGAUUUUAGUGUCUGUGGUGUUUUCAGUAACAACAUCCAGUUUGCAUAUUGUUUGAAUGUUGCAUUUCAGGUUUUACAAAGUCAAAGAAAGGGGGGAAAACACAAUUCUCAGGGCAUUUGUCAUAGGCCCUCUGUGAAUCAAGAGCUCUCUUAUGCCUCUCGAUAAUCUUUUUCACCAAAUCAUUAUAAGGCAGUGUGUUUGAUUUAAUGCAUGGCAACCUCUUGUAUAUGUAGUAUUGAUAUUUAAUUUUCCAGUUGAACAAUACUGAUUAAAAUGUACAAUGAUAUCAUUGUACUGCCUGCCAUCCAACAACAUGUAAACCACAAUGCUUAUUUCCUCUGCUGGUUUUAAGUAGACAUUUUGACAAACAGGAAACCACAUUUAGAGUCCCCGACACACAUUUCUUUAGUCAUUUUAACCCACAUAUCAUCUCCGAAGAGGCACCCUUUGAUCAAAACAAGUUUCUGUUAGCACAGCUUUUGCGAAAAGCAUAAACCAUUUACUCUACGAAAAGCAUAAAGGACCAUUUACUAUAGAAUAUCAAAAUUAUUAGACACGGUAAGGUGGUAGUUUCUGGCAUGUUUGUGGUGUUUAUUUCCUGUACUGUUGUGAAAGAGAAGUACAUAUACUCAGUUUAAUAGUCAAUGGGCUACAAAAAACAAUUUGGCAAAAAUAAUAAUAACAACAACAUUAACUUAAUGUGUUAUUCAAUGUAUGGUUACUGUAUGGUAUGAGAGUUACUGCUUAGAAGUAACAAAACAUAGCCUAAUAACUAAUGACAUUAAAAUGGAAGUUGAGUCAGAGUCAUAGCCCUGCACAGUCCUAAAAAAAAAAAAAAAAAAAACUGAAAA